UAUGGGGAUUAUGCAAAUGAGGGACAUCAAGACAAUUAAAAAAAGCCCAAGUGAGCACAAUGUCAAAGCCGAGCAGAUGCUGGGAGACAGCGCAGCCCUCCCUGGCCCGGCGGCACAGCUGGACCUCCUGCUCGGCCAGUCCUGUGCCCAGAUCCGACGUGUCGCCCAGUCUGGAUGCUCCUGCUUCUCCUCUGGCUUGUGCAGACAACGCAGCCCAUCGGGUCAUUAGGCCCAUCUUUUAAUGAGCUGCCUGACACAUCUCCCAGCAUGCUGCCCUCCCACGGGGCUGUGUCUGCUGCCCCUUCCCUGUUGAGGGCAAAGAUGUGCAGGAUGGACCCUGCUGCAUCCUCAUCCCAUCACAGGCGCUCGCUGCUCUCUGACACAGCCGGAAUGGAGCGUUGGAUUAAUCCCCUGCAGAAUUUGGAUUUGGGGGGGGUGCUGGACGGGGUACCCGCAGGAAAGAGAGCAGAGAUCAUCCUUGCUUCUUGCAAGGACCUCCUGGCUUCCCACAGGAGAGCAGCCCAGCGCUCCGUGUCCCAGAACGAGGGGACCCAGCGCAGGGUGAGGGAAUGCCGUGCUCGUGGCGGGUCCGGCACUGCCACAGGAGGAGGAUCUGGUUCGCUCCACGGGUCUCAAGACUGGCUAAAUCCCCACUGAAUCACCCGUUGUUACACUGACAGCUCAGGAUUUAUGAGAGCUAAAGUAGAUGGGAAGCAGUGAGUGGGGAGGGGGGGAGGAAGGUCCCAAAUCCGACUUGUCUUUGCUUCUGCAAACCUCAGAGGACUUGGAAUGUGCGUUUGGGGAUUUAAUCCUGUCUGAAACCCUGAGCUUAAGGAAGCUGAAGUGCAUGUCAAUAGCUGCAUCCAAGCACAGCUCCUGCCCGGCAGCUACUGGAAGUGGAAAAACGCUGUUUCCCAAAAGCCUGUGGAAAAGCAGAGGCAGGCUGGUGUUCAGAGACAUGGAAAGAUGCAGGGAACAGCCAGGGAAACACGCUUCCAUCCUCACUCUGCUAAUUACACUCAUUAAGGAAGGAACGCUGCCUCUGAUUUCAAGCUAUCCCAGCUAUUUUUAAUUUCCCUGCCUGCUGAAAGCACACACCGGAGCGCUCGGGUGAGUUAUUUUCUGGAGACGGAUAUUUCUCCUCCCAGGUCAGAGGCGCUUUUGUGUCUGCCUGGCUGGGAGACGGAGCCGAAGACAAAGCAGAAAGGCAGAAAGCAGGAAAGAGUUGAGCUGUGGAGAGCCAGCAUCCCUGCCCCAGGCAGGGGGGCCGUGCGCCGUGGGUACCGGGCAUCCGCUGUGGGUUGUGCGAGGAAUGGGAAGCUGUCGGCAGAGCGGAGCAGCGGGGAUGCAGACGUGUGCACUGCUCCGCGACCCAAUGGGAAGAGCGCGAGAGACUGGAGAUAAUUUAUGCACUAACCUCAGAUUGGGGUUGCGGGCAGCCGUCCCCAGCCAGCGUGGGAGGGAGGCCUCUUCCCAUCGCCCCUUCCACCCGCCUCCUCCCACCCUGCAACCACACACAGCCACACAAUCCCCUUACAAUUAGGAAGACACCUAUUCAGCAUCGCUCUGGCAUUGCUGGGCUUUUGUUCCGGCUCUUGUCUGCUGGCAAAGCUCUUCUUCCCCUCCGCACGGCUCGGAGCAGCGCUCGGCGUUUUGUUAAGUUGCUUUUCAUAAUCUCCACCAAAGAAUCGCAGUCCCGUUGAAGUCCCGGGAUUGAGGCGGCUGGAAGGAGUGGGAAAAAAAAAAGGAGGAAACAAAGUCUCCCACAGGUGCUCCCACACCUCUCCUACUCCAGGUGAUGCCCCAGUUCACCUUCGCUUGCUUCUGCGGGCUCCAUGGCUUCUGCAAGAUGAAGAGGAAGAAAGACGAGUCCAGCGCGGAGCAGGAGACAGCGGUGUGAGGAGCACCACACUCGUGCAUAUGUCCUGCGGCGCCGUGGCUCGGGAUCCCAUCCCCUUCCCAUCGAUCCUCGCGUGGCCGGGGGGAAGCUGAAGCGUGGGAAUGACCUUGCUGAUGGGCAGAAGCAGAUGCUGUGGACAUUAUCCAGGUGCUGCAGGGAUUCUGCCGGGAGCCCCAGCUCUGCACUGAGCCCUCAGGACCCAAGCAGCCGGUGUCAGAGGAACCUUGCAUCCCAGUGGGGUAGAGAUCUUCCUCCUGAUC
Molecule: messenger RNA, 2160 nt
Organism: Cuculus canorus (common cuckoo)
Lineage: Eukaryota; Metazoa; Chordata; Aves; Cuculiformes; Cuculidae
Gene: BLACAT1
Product: BLACAT1 overlapping LEMD1 locus
Exons: 3
Coding region: 1799-1900 (33 amino acids)
Source: RefSeq, a predicted model, not a curated record